AUUUGCAUAUGCAAUUUUUUUUAUGCAUCAAUAAAAUUUAGAAGUUGAUAAGUGAUAAAAAAGAUACAAUGAUUUCCACCAUCAAUUUCUCUUUGUCUCUAACUUUUUUUCUCCUUUCUAAGAAAAACCAAUCAUUCCAUGUAAAAGAAAAAUAGAGAAGAGAAUUGGAUUUUCAAAACAAAUCAAAAAAACAUAGUAGUUGCAUUUGCAUGUCAAUUUGUUCCUAAUGAUUGAUUCUUCCAUAUUGCAAAUCUUCAUUAAAAAGAAACAACUCAAGUUUUAUCUUUUCACAACAAUAUUUGUAACCCUUUGUUGAAUUCAACAUACAACAAUUUGCAAAAGUUAAAAAGAUCAAUUAUGUCAUUGGUUUUCUCCUUCUUCUUGUAUUGGGUUUCUUAGUUUCAGACCAAUCACAUGUCAACAUAAUCCUAUGUUUUUUCAUCUCUUACAAAGUUAUUGAAAUAUGGAGGAAAAUCCCAAGUUGGAUUUGUCAUCUUCUUCUUACUAUGGUUCUGGAGAUGUUUUUGAAAUGGAGAAGAAAAGGUUGGAUCGUAUGAAUUCAUUUCAAUACACAAAUGAGAAAAUAGAAAGCUAUGUAAUUGAUAUGGAUUCAUUUUCUCCCGGCAUCAAUAAAGAUAGUGUCAAUACAAAUUCGAGAAUUACGAGGAGUUUAUCCAGAAAAGGAUCCCAACGCGUGAGUGACUGCAGGAAAGUGAAUGGAAUUACAACACUUCAAAUUCAUGAUAAUAAGGAUCUCACCUCUGCCAUGUGCUCACCAUUAGUGUGUGGCACACCGGAUAAGUCGGGAGCAAUGGUAGUGUCGUCGAUGGAUCAUUCAAUCAUCCCACACAUUCAUCAACAAAGCGGUGCAACCGUUGGUGAAACCAAAUCCUUAACUCGCAGAAAUAGUUUCAUUAGAUCUACUUCUUGGUCACUUGAUCCUAAAAGGGUUCUCAUUUUCUUUGCCACCUUGUCAAGCAUGGGAACAAUGUUGCUAAUAUAUUUCACUCUUAUUAGCAAUAAGCAAAAUGCAGAUGAAUUUGUGGGUGAUAUAGGAAGUAAUGAAUGAAAUAUGAGACUGAAACCACACACUUAUUAGUGUACAAUUUCAUCAUUUAGAAUCAUACAAUUUAGGGAUACAUUUAUUUUUUAACUCGGUACUUCGUAGUUACAUAGCUUAAGUUUCUAUAACUCGCGCCGAGUUAGUAUCAGAUGUAGAUGUAGAAACAAUGUGUAUAACAAUAUUAACAUGACCAAAAUGUUGU
Vicia villosa (hairy vetch) is the source of this 1265-nucleotide messenger RNA. RefSeq lists its product as uncharacterized. The transcript has 5 exons. The coding region runs from base 464 to 1069 and encodes 201 amino acids. The record is from RefSeq and is a predicted model, not a curated record. Lineage: Eukaryota; Viridiplantae; Streptophyta; Magnoliopsida; Fabales; Fabaceae.